UUAAAAUUAUGUCUACACUUCAAUCACCUUCUUCUACUACUGAUCUUGAGCACCUGGAAGAAGAUGGACCAAGUCAAGAAUGCAAAGACGUCAACAUAGAGAAAGGCCAACUAAGUGAGUACCAUGGAUUUUGGAUCCCAACUUGGUCAUUGGAAGGAGUUAUGGCAUCACAAAAACAAUUUCAAGCUCAUGACACUGAUAUCUUAUUGGUGACUGCUCCCAAAGUUGGUACUACCUGGUCAAAGGCCAUCUUAUUCGCCUUAGUGAACUGGAUGCACCACCCAAACCUUCAAGAACAUCCUCUACUCACAAACCUCCCUCAUGCUCUUGUUCCAAUAUUGGAAGGAGAUAUGUACAAUGAAAAAAAGGUUAAAGAUCUCAAUCAUGCCUCUCCAAGACUCCUUUCAACUCAUAUGCCUUAUACUUUGUUACCAACAUCUGUGAAAAACUCAACAUGUAAGAUUAUGUAUGUAUAUAGAAACCCUAAAGAUACUUUUGUGUCACUUUGGCACUUCGUGAAUAGGGUGCAUUCAACCACCGUCUCGUUUGAAGAAACUUUUGACAAGUUUUGUAGGGGAAUGAGUCCAUUUGGCCCUUAUUGGAAUCAUGUUUUGAGUUGUUGGAAGGAAAGCAUCGAGAAACCAGGUUGAAAAAUGUUUUUCUUGAAGUAUGAAGAAAUGAAAGAGCAACCAACCACCCAUUUGAGAAGAAUAGCUGAGUUCUUGGAUUGUCCAUUUUCUUCGGAAGAAGAGGCAAAAGGUAU
Molecule: messenger RNA, 763 nt
Organism: Carya illinoinensis
Lineage: Eukaryota; Viridiplantae; Streptophyta; Magnoliopsida; Fagales; Juglandaceae
Product: cytosolic sulfotransferase 13-like
Exons: 1
Coding region: 9-650 (213 amino acids)
Biological process (GO): sulfation
Cellular component (GO): cytoplasm
Molecular function (GO): sulfotransferase activity
Source: RefSeq, a predicted model, not a curated record